Messenger RNA from Alosa alosa (allis shad), 615 nucleotides. Its product is annotated as histone H2A-like. The transcript has a single exon. Bases 238 to 615 code for a protein of 125 amino acids. Gene Ontology annotation, cellular component: nucleosome. The record is from RefSeq and is a predicted model, not a curated record. Gene Ontology annotation, molecular function: DNA binding; protein heterodimerization activity; structural constituent of chromatin. NCBI's taxonomy places the organism in Eukaryota, Metazoa, Chordata, Actinopteri, Clupeiformes, Clupeidae.
UACUAUGCCAUGGGUAUCUAUUGAUUGGAGACAAUGCACUGAUAGGGAGAAGUGCUACGCGCCACAUGGAAUUCAAAUUCACGUCCCGCAACGAACUACAUCUUGAUUGGCUCUCACCAUUGUGUUGUCAGCCAAUUGUGGCACUGAGUAACCCCGCGCUGGUGUGGAAUACUACGACAUGCCUGACCUUAAGUGAGCAUUUGAUAUCCAGACGCAUUCCUAACACCUACUUUAAACAUGAGCGGCAGAGGCAAAACCGGCGGCAAGGCCAGAGCUAAGGCAAAGACUCGUUCAUCUAGGGCUGGACUGCAGUUCCCCGUCGGCCGUGUGCACAGGCUGCUACGUAAAGGCAAUUAUGCUCAGCGCAUUGGCGCUGGUGCACCGGUCUACUUGGCUGCUGUACUCGAGUAUCUGACAGCUGAGAUCCUGGAGUUGGCCGGCAACGCUGCCCGUGACAACAAGAAGACCCGUAUCAUUCCCCGCCAUCUGCAGCUGGCUGUGCGUAACGACGAGGAGUUGAACAAACUACUCGGCGGAGUGACCAUCGCUCAGGGUGGUGUGCUGCCUAAUAUUCAGGCUGUGCUGCUGCCCAAAAAGACUGAGAAGUCCAAAUAA